AUGUGGCCGCGAACGACGACCGUCCGUGAAACGUUUCUUCUCUGGUUCUUCUUCCGUGCACCAUGGCUCGCCGAAUCUUUUUAUAACGGUGCUGGUAACGGUACGAGUUCGGAAAGAAAUGCGUCCCAGGAUCACGGAAGGUUGGGAAAGUGCGUGGGAUUGGACAACGAAUUGGGACGCUGCGAGUACUUCAGCAAGUGCUUCGGCCACGAGUACGGAUCGGAUUUUGCGCUCGCGAUUAACCACUCGUGCGCUAUCGAGCAAACAUACGUCGGCAUUUGUUGCGCGAACCAUCAGGGCAAAGUACGAGAAAAAUCCGUGGGCGAAGAAAGCUUGGCCGAAACUCUUCCGCUGAUAGCUAUUUCGAAGGAGAAGGAGGUGGCCCUCCCCGGUAACGGGAGCAGAAUCAUUUGGACGGAGGAGGAGAGCGAGGCGUCGGCGAAUGGGUCUCGAAACCCGGAAAGACCAAGGGGUUGCGGAACAACGUGGAAAAGUCGAGGCAAAUUGGUGGGCGGUAGACCGGCCGAUCCCACCGAAUGGCCCUGGAUGGCGGCUAUUCUAAGAAAGGAUCAGAUCCAGUACUGUGGCGGCGUGCUUGUCACCGACAGACACGUAUUAACAGCCGCGCAUUGCGUGUUCAGGUUUCAGCCACGGGACAUCAAAGUCAGGCUCGGUGAAUACGAUUUCGAGUCGGCGGAGGAGAGCAGAUCUUUGGAUUUCGCCGUGUCGGAAAUUUUGACUCACCCGUACUUCGAUUACUCCACGUACGAAAAUGACGUAGCGUUAGUCAAACUGCAUCGACCGACCAUUUUCGAUAGUUACAUCUGGCCCGUGUGCUUGCCACCGAUAGGUCAGACGUUCGCGAACAAGAGCGCGGUGGUAACGGGUUGGGGUACCAAGUACUACGGAGGUCCCGUGAGUGCGGUGUUGAUGGAAGUAGACGUUCCUGUAUGGCCACAGGACAAGUGCGUACGAAGCUUCGUGCAACGAAUUUCCGACACCGCUAUGUGCGCCGGCGGCUACGAAGGUGGACGCGACUCUUGUCAGGGUGACUCGGGUGGACCGCUGUUACAUCAGCUCGGAAACGGCAGAUGGGUGAACAUCGGGAUAGUGUCUUGGGGGAUUCGGUGCGGCGAGCCAGGACGCCCUGGAAUAUACACACGAGUCAGCUCCUACCUCGAAUGGAUAUUCGAGAACGCCGUACUCUAGAUUCUGUAUCUUUGGUGUAUCUAUGGAAACGAUGAAACUUUAU
Molecule: messenger RNA, 1252 nt
Organism: Habropoda laboriosa
Lineage: Eukaryota; Metazoa; Arthropoda; Insecta; Hymenoptera; Apidae
Product: proclotting enzyme-like
Exons: 7
Coding region: 1-1209 (402 amino acids)
Biological process (GO): proteolysis
Molecular function (GO): serine-type endopeptidase activity
Source: RefSeq, a predicted model, not a curated record